GUAGCAACAGGUCAUUAAAGGGAAAAUAAUCAUUGAUAAAAACUCAAAAGGCGGAACAUCUUUGAGAACAAUUUUAUCCAAGUUCAGGAUCCAGGAUUUGAAAUUUUCGCGGAAAUGUCGAAAACCGGGGACGAGCGAAUUGGGGAUCUUGUUCGAUCGAUUGAAAUCGAUACAUUGACUGAGGAAGAAGAAGCUGAAAUACUCGCAUCCAGGAAAGCAAAAAUCGCAAUAAUUGGAGUUCCCUGUGAUGAAGGCGUGAAAAGAAACAACGGUCGCCCGGGAGCCCAACAGGGUCCAUCAGUUUUCCGACGCAUCCUUGCCAGAACAGGAACACUGGAGAACCCGGAAUUCGAAAUCGACUUGAAGCAGGCCAUUCUCAUCUUCGAUCUGGGCGAUGUUCCGGUUCCGAAUUUCUCUGCUAACCGAGGUCCCGACGACGACCAAGACGAGCUGGUCGGAUUUCACGCCGAAAUCAAGCGGUAUUCCCGCUGGGCCUUGAGCCGCCGCAUGAUCCCGUUCGUCGUCGGCGGCGGCAACGACCAGAGCUACGCAGUGGCCAUGGCGGUGGUUGAACACGUCAGGGACAAUAAGUUUGCCAUGGGUGGGAAAGAUUUUAUCGGCGUCGUCAACAUCGACGCGCAUCUCGACGUCCGGCCGUUGAUUAACGUGUCCGUUGGAGCAGGCGGCGACCAGAGGCGAGUUUAUCGCGCAAAUUUGGAACUGAGGCAUUCGGGUAGUCCAUUUCAUCUCUUGCUAAGGGAUCCAGCAUUCCAGUCUAUUGAAGGCACUGACACUGACGGCGACAGGAACCAGUUCGUGGAAUACGGUGCUCAGGGGAGUCAGUGCUCGAAAGAACACGCCACAUUCGUUAGGGAUAACGGAGGACGAAUUGUUUGGCUCAACGAGCUUCGCGGUGGAAUCGCACCCAUGAGUCUGGCGUUGUCUCGAUUUCGCGGCGUUUUGGACAGCUUCGGACUGAAGGUGAACGCAUUGGUGUCCUUCGACAUCGAUGCCAUUCGGUCUGCUGAUUGUCCCGGAGUGAGUUGCCCGUCUGCAGUUGGACUGACUGCCGAGGAGGCCUUGUCAAUUUGCUGGGAAUCCGGAAGCAGGGACAUCGUCGUUGCGUUCGACACUUCCGAAUUCAACCCCGUCAUCGAGGCGGACAGGACGGGAAGAUUGCUGGCUGCCAUGUUUUACAACUUUUGUCUAGGUGUCGCUAAACGUCAGUCGUCGCGUUUAUGAACACGACCGCGUCCACUGCAUUUUCAUCAAAUCAUCGUCGUGAGAUUCUUGUAACCAAGGAUAAUGCGAUGAUUCAUGUCACUAAGAAGAAACCAUCUAUAUAUCGUUGAAAAUCUCACUUUAAAAAUGUCCCUGCUGAUUGUGCAAAAAAAAAAGGUCCACGGGGAAAUUGUCAAUUAUGGGGGUUCGGACUUAGCUCUUGAUCUACUGAAAAUUCACAAGAAUCGUUUAUUUUAUUUCUGGAUUGGCGCUUGUUGAAAUGCCAUUCAAGUGUGUCAAACAUCAACAGAUUAUGAGAGAACUUGUCUUAAUUCCUUGCCUUAAUCGAAAACUCAAAAGCCCUCUUCCAUUCUCUUCGUCUGUUCUUCGGCAUAUAUUAUCGCCAUAAAAAAUUGCGAGAUGUGUCUAAAAAAAUGAUUGAAUUUAUUCUUGUUCUGGAUUAAAUUUUUUUGUGAUACUUAACAAUUUUUGAAUAUAAUUUUGACCUGCAAAUAUAUAAAGCCUUAUAACGCGUCCUUAUACCUGUAUAUGAAUAAUAAACGACCUGUAAGGUUGAGUCUCAUCCCCGUUUGAAUGUCAAGGUAUGGAAAUGAGGAAAAUUCUUUCCCAAGAAAUGUGGAAGUUCUUUUUUAGACUUUUUCUCGUCAUUCGAAGAAGAGCAAAAGCCGGAAACUUCCAGAGGCUUCUUAUAUUGCCGUGAAAGAAGCUCUUCCGCUUCCAUAUAGACAAGCCGGUAUAUAGAAACCUUUGAUCUCUGGGCUGGAUCUGGGUAUAUGAUACUUUACUUAUUCUUCGCCGUGAUAACUUUGAAUCCGAUUCAAAUGUUUUUUCUUCAACUUAUUCCUGUCUACCAGAGGAACCAAAAUGUCUCACUCCUACGCAUUAUCCGCUUUUGUGGACGAAUGAAUACAAUAAAAUACUCUAAAGUUCAGCUCAAGCAAGGUGCUCAAAAUUAAAGCCAGAUAUUGUUGGUUCACACGUAUUCGAAGCCGGAGAGCAUAAUCGAUGAUCCGCGGGACUGAUCUUUGGAAAAUAUUUUCAGAACAUGAGUUUCCUUAAGCAAAACUUUCUUCGAACGCACGGAAAAAUAUUUUUCGACGUACAGCUGAAUUUGGACUGGAGGACUGGACAAAAAUACCGAAAACUACUCAAUUUUUCUUCCAAAUCAUAUUUUUACGAAUCGACGAAACGAAUGGCAACCCGGAAUAAUCUAUCUAAAGAAUAAGUUGAGGAUUUGUUUUGCGGGCUGAAUUUUCGUGGUUAGUAUAAAGAGACAGGACGAAAUUAAAGGACAGAUUUAAAACAAACCUCUUCAUCGCACUUCAGAAAAAAUGAACUAUCUUUUUCUUCUGAGUUAGUUUUUUUCAAAUGCGUGCUGGUAACAAAAUUACAGUAUAAAACAGUUGUUAGGAAUCCGAUUUAGAAUUAAUAUGAAUGGACUUGCUUUUUAAUGCUUUUGCAUAUAUGCGUUAGCCCGGAAAUAUGAAUAUUUUCUUCCCCGAGUUGAAUCGUCCAGUUUUGUUUAGCAGCCGUUUUCUCUGCGAAGUUCGUUCGAAAAUUGCGCAAUUCUCUGAGAGUAACGAGUUUUCCAGCACGUCCAUCAACCGGACAUACAUCAAAUCAUCAUCCGACCUUGCCAUCAUGAACUCAUGAAUUCAGUGAUGUGCGUUCUAACAUAAUCUAAAGAAGAUCUUCCUUGAGUCGCCUCGUUUUUUUACUGCAAAAUCUUGCUCGAGCGACUAUAUAUACGCUUUGCGACUUCAUUAGCAUUAAUGGCGCCGUAGCAUUAAAUAUAGAUGCAAAUCCCCGUGCAGACUUCCCACAGUCUGCCCCGCUCCAUCAGGCUCGCAUUAACUGGAUCAGCGGUGAGGAGAAUUUUCACCGACGUCUGAAUAUGUCACAUCACAUGUAUAGAGGAGUUUUUUAUACACUUUGCACCUGUUUCGUCUUAUGUCCUCGUCUUACAGUUUUGAUGUGAUACGGGAAUGACAGAAACAUUAAACACGAACGUUACAUUUUCAGAGUAAAUAUUAUUUUUUUCUGCAUUGGCUUGUAGCUCGUUUGCUGUAGAAGUGGGACGAGAGACAGGGUUUCGCGGGUACUUCAUGCGUGAUUAAUGCACGAGCUAUAUUUUUUUAAGCAUUCCGAGGUAUUUUUUUAAAAUAAAAGUUAUUAAGUUACACCUUUCACGAAUACUUGCUUUCUCAUCAUCAAUCUGAAAUUUUCGGUAUACCUUGCAUAAUGGUUUAAUCAGGAAAGGAGACGAACUCUUACGAAAUAAUAUUUUGAAAU
Messenger RNA from Notodromas monacha, 3534 nucleotides. The record is from the annotation of a GenBank genome assembly. NCBI's taxonomy places the organism in Eukaryota, Metazoa, Arthropoda, Ostracoda, Podocopida, Cyprididae.